Messenger RNA from Cladophialophora yegresii CBS 114405, 1224 nucleotides. RefSeq lists its product as uncharacterized. The record is from RefSeq and is a predicted model, not a curated record. Lineage: Eukaryota; Fungi; Ascomycota; Eurotiomycetes; Chaetothyriales; Herpotrichiellaceae. The transcript has a single exon. Gene Ontology annotation, molecular function: 5-methyltetrahydropteroyltriglutamate-homocysteine S-methyltransferase activity; zinc ion binding. Bases 1 to 1224 code for a protein of 407 amino acids.
AUGGCCGACUCGAAGCUGCACCAUGCGCCCCCUUUCCGGGCAGAGCACAUGGGAUCUCUGCUUCGACCGCAGAAGCUCCUAGAUGUGCGAGCAGCCAUUCGAGAAAAGGGCAUCUCGGAGGAAGAAGCUGGCCUUCCUGCCGUGGAAAAGGAAUCCAUUGGACAGAUUGUGAAGACUCAGCGCGACCUGGGUCUCAAAGCUGUCACAUCUGGAGAAUACAACCGAACCCGUUUCUGGGGACUGUUUUGGGAUGAGCUGGCUGGCACCAUCAGACUACAGGAUGCUGAAGCAAGUAUGUUCCGGCUGUAUCACCCGGACGUGGUGUCGUUGAUAGAGAAGGAUCGAAAGGUGAUGCCAGGAGACUCCGUGGUUGCCGGCAGCAAGAUCAGGCAUGAAGGGACAAAGUCCAACCUCCAUGAGCUGAAGCUGGUUCAAGAGUUUGUGCCCAAGGAAGAGUGGGGAAAUAUCAAGUUAACCAUGAUCACGCCGUCGUGGUUCCACAUGAGAUACAAGCAGGGCAGUGCGUACAAACCCGAGGCGUACUCGAACGACGCCGAGUACUUCAAGGACGUCGCCGCGGCGUACUCACGAGAGCUGCAGGUCUUGUACGAUGCCGGGCUCCGAAACGUUCAAUUUGACGACCCGAAUAUGGCGUACUUCUGCUCGAAGCAAUUUCGUGACGGCUGGGCCCAGGACAAGGACAACACUGGCACCGUUGACGAUCUUCUAGACGCCUACAUCAAACUAUACAACGACUCCCUUGCAAACGCCCCUGCGGAUCUGCACACAGGCAUCCAUCUCUGCCGUGGCAACUUCAUUGGCGGGCGCCACUUCGCUGAGGGAGCCUACGACAUCAUUGCUCAGAAACUCUUCACGACGCUCAACGUAUCGACUUUCUACCUGGAAUACGACACCGAGCGGGCUGGCGGUUUCGAACCGCUCAAAUACCUGCCCAAGAACAAGAACGUCGUGAUUGGGGCGAUCAGCACGAAGCUGAGGCAGCUGGAGGACAAAGAACAAGUCAAGCAGCGAAUCUACAAGGCGGCCGAAUUUGUCGCGGAAGGAUCACAGCAAACAAAAGAAGAGGCACUAAAGCGAAUCGAGCUCUCCCCGCAGUGCGGAUUCAGCACUCAUGAGAGCGGCUACCCGCUGAGCGCCGAGGACCAAAGCAAUAAGUUGAGGUUGAUCAGGCAGAUCGCGGAUGAGAUCUGGGGCGAGCCUUGA